Messenger RNA from Penicillium bovifimosum, 1515 nucleotides. RefSeq names its product serine C-palmitoyltransferase subunit lcbA (gene lcbA). Gene Ontology annotation, cellular component: endoplasmic reticulum. The record is from RefSeq and is a predicted model, not a curated record. Gene Ontology annotation, biological process: sphingosine biosynthetic process; ceramide biosynthetic process. Bases 1 to 1515 code for a protein of 504 amino acids. Gene Ontology annotation, molecular function: pyridoxal phosphate binding; serine C-palmitoyltransferase activity. The transcript is spliced from 4 exons. Lineage: Eukaryota; Fungi; Ascomycota; Eurotiomycetes; Eurotiales; Aspergillaceae.
AUGGAUCUCCAGGAGACCCAGCGUCUCCUUUCCGAGUAUCUUCACGAACUUGCGGAUCUGUUCCACCGCGUUCCUGGCUCCGCAAUCUUUAUCCGCUACGUGAAAUCAAGUUAUCAAGAUGACCCAAUUCGCUCUGCCGUCGAGCUCUUCCUGUUCCUCUUCGCCGUGCGAUAUCUGUUAGCCCCGAAAUAUUCUACCAAGCCAGGUGUCGUACCACUCACGGAAGAUGAGAUCGAUGACCUUGUGGAUGAAUGGACUCCGGAACCUCUCGUUGGGGAACCCACGAGUUUGGAAGCGAUGGAAGUUGAUAAGCGAACAGUUAUUGUUGGCCCUGUAGGCCCCAAAUCGAAAUUGGCCAACGGCCGCACCGUUAUGAACCUCGGAUCUCUCAACUUCUACAACUUCAACACCAAUGAGUCCCUCAAGGAACAGGCAAUUCAGACCCUUCGUGCUUACGGAGUUGGCCCUUGUGGACCACGCGGAUUUUACGGCACACAGGAUGUUCACAUGAAGACGGAAGAUGACGUGGCAGCGUUCCUGGGAACCGCAGCUUGUAUCCUCUACUCUCAAGCCUUUUCGACUAUUUCAAGUGUGAUUCCUGCCUUUUCGAAGCGUGGAGAUAUCAUCGUUGCGGACAAGGGGGUCAGCUUUGCGAUUCGCAAGGGUAUCCAGAUCUCUCGAAGCAUUGUCCGGUGGUAUGAGCACAAUGACAUGGAGGAUCUGGAGCGUGUGCUCGCAAAGAUCACUAAAGAGCAGGCCCGGAAACCUUUGACUCGCAGAUUUAUCAUCACAGAGGGUCUAUUUGAGUCUUACGGUGAUAUGGCAGAUUUGCCCAAGAUCAUCGAACUCAGACUUAAAUACAAGUUCCGUCUCAUCCUUGAUGAGACCUGGUCUUUCGGUGUCCUGGGACGCACUGGCCGUGGUAUCACGGAGCACCAAAACGUCGAUGCCGCCGAGGUUGAUAUGAUUGUGGGAUCACUGGCUGGUCCCCUCGUUGCUGGUGGAGGCUUCUGUGCUGGUUCAGAGGAGAUUGUUCACCAUCAGCGUAUUUCGGCCGCUGCCUACACCUUCUCGGCUGCGCUUCCCGCCCUACUCUCUACUACCGCCAGUGCUACUAUCAACAUGCUUCAAAACAGUCCCGAGACGGUGUCACAACUUCGGGAAACCACCAAGGUUCUGCGGGCCCAGUUGGAUCCUCGCAGUGACUGGGUUUACUGCACCAGCGCGCCUGAGAACCCCGUUCUCAUCCUGGUCAUCAAGCCCGAGGUUGUGGCUUCCAAGCGGCUCACGGAAACCGAUCAGCAGUUCUUGCUCCAGGAUGUUGUUGAUGAGUGCCUCGCCAAUGGUGUUCUGAUCACACGGUUGAAGACUCUCGAGGAUAACUUCCAGCCCAAGCAGGUUGUCCCACCAGCUCUGAAGGUGUGCGUCACUACCGGCCUCACCAAGAAAGAGAUUGAAAAAUCAGGAACAAUCAUCCGCCAUGCCAUUACCAAGGUGAUGAGCAAGAGGAAGUGA